Messenger RNA from Hydatigera taeniaeformis, 2550 nucleotides. The record is from the annotation of a GenBank genome assembly. NCBI's taxonomy places the organism in Eukaryota, Metazoa, Platyhelminthes, Cestoda, Cyclophyllidea, Taeniidae.
AUGUCUGCUCUCGUGCGGGACGAGUACGAUUUCGACUCCUCAGAUGAAGAGGACAUACGAAACACUGUUGGGAAUAUUCCUAUGCAAUGGUACGAGUCUUUUCCUCAUGUCGGCUAUGACGCCUCUGGUCGCCCUAUUAUGCGUCCCACUGUCGGUCAGCAAUCAGCUGAUGCUAUCUCAGACUUUCUAAAAACCGGGUCCACGGAACAUGGUGAGCAAGAUGUAGAGUGGCGAACAAUCGUUGACCCCAAAACGGGCCAAUCUGUUAUAUUGAGCGACCGCGAUCUGGAAAUUGUUACCCGUAUGAGUGCGGGGAAGGGUGUGCUUGGUGAUACGGAAGGUGAUAUGUUCCAGCCAUGGGAAGAUUUUUUUUCAAACUCUGUUCUUCAAAUGCCUGUCACUGCGCACCCUCCACAGAAGAGAUCGUUUAUUCCCUCUCUGUUGGAUAGACGCAGGGUUGGUCGUAUAACACAUGCAAUAAAAAUGGGGUGGAUUCGACCCCAGCUGCCACAUUGGGCGUUGGAAAAUGUAAAUGAUCUUGAUCAAGUCCGUCGCUAUGCUAUGUACAUGACCUCUGGCAAACCAAGCGCCUUCGAUGAUUAUGAUGAAGGAGACAUUUUGGGAUUUUCAGCCUCUUCAGUAUCAACCUGUGUGAUGCCAGAUGUAUGGGCAGAUCAGGAUGAAGAAAAUACGGUUCAGAACUCCUUUGCCUGGCAGGCCGGUCUACCGGCUAGUCUUCAGACUUACCGGCCGCCUCGUCCACGACCGUACAUGCGACCGGCUGCGGAACCUCUUCCUGGGCAUGCAGAAUCUUAUAACCCCCCACCGGAAUUCUUGUUGUCCGAGGAAGAAGAACGACAGGUGAUGAGGGCAUGGAGGGACAAAGUGAAAGAUAAUCAGGCUAGCAAUGUUCUUCCCAUCAUGCCGCGACGAUUUGAAUGUCUACGUCAUGUCCCAUUUUCGGAGCGCUAUUUGCGGGAACGUGAGGAACGCAUCAAGGAUCUAGUCAUGGCGGCGCGAAUAGAGAAGCAGCAGGUACACACAACUCCAGAGGCCCUUCUUCCCGAAAUCCCCAGUCUGGCUGACCUUCGACCCUACCCCUCUCAUCUGGGUCUUCAGUACAGAUCGCACAGCGGUCGGGUCACUGGCUUGUCUGUCUCACCUUGUGGCCAGUGGUUGGCUUCUGUGUCUCCGGCGGAUGGGUGUCUGCGCAUCUGGGAGACGGCCAGUAACUACUGCUUCCGAUGCUACCGGCUUGCUCCUGCCCCGUUCUUAAAUGGUACCACUCCUGUCCCGGUAGCAGGAGGUCUGUUGAUGCAGAAGCGUCCAACUGAGCAGACAGUGGAGUCAGGGGAUGCAGACGAGGAGCAACUAUCUUCGGCUCAUGUCAUGUGGAAUCCCAAUCCUGAGUUGUGCCUAGUUGCUGCCGCCUUUGGAAACAAGAUAUUUAUCAUCAACCCGGCCUUGGGUGAUCGUGUGGUAGUGGAGAAGACGGAUAAGAUGCUAUGUGAAUGCUGGCAGACUCACCUAAAAGUCGACCUAGACGCCCUGGACAAUGUCGAGGACGAAGAGGAAUCUGGGGAAACAUAUGCAGCACCGGUAACCAAGAGGCGGAGAACGACAAGUGCGAUGCGCAACCAAGUGGCGAUGUGGAGCUUUAAACCACCUGCCCCUGCCAAUGUCACUACCAUUAAUGCCGCUUUCGAUGCUUCCAAAACCACUAUUCGGUGGGGAUCUCGUGGCACUAACGAUGGCGGUGCGGCAGGCAGAUGUGCUACUAGUACCUUCCUAGAACGAUCACGUUUAUUGGAACUGUCGCGAGUCUCCAUCGAAUUGCAUCAGGCUGGUUGUGUUCCUGUGUCCGCGUGGCAGGAAUGCAUCGAUCUCUCGUGGCAUCCGAAGGGCGACUACUUGCUGAGCCUGAGCAUCUCACCGCUGUCUAGUGAGGCACGGAGCCGGGCGGCAAAUCGGGUGCUGUUGCAUCGUAUCUCACGUAUGGCUAGCCAGGCGCCCUUCGCCGCGGCCACUAGUGGACUGGCAGAAGAGUGGCGCUCUGCCGCCUUCCAUCCUGCCGGGCAGCCCACUCUCUUUGUCGCUGCUACCCGCUAUAUCCACACUUUCGAUCUUGUUGCCCAAAAAGAGUUGCCUCGUCUCAAACUGGAUCUAUCCUCCGAUCACAUUGUCUCUUUUGCGAUCCAUCCUACCGGUGAACACAUUAUUGCUGGGACGAGCGACAGCCGUUUCAUUUGGUUUGACGUUGAACUCGGAAAUAUUCCAUUCAAAAAACUGAGGUUGAACCGUGGAACCGUUCACAAAGUCCAAGUCCACAGCCGUCGACCCCUCGUCGCUGUCGCUCUAGAUGAUGGAUCACUCUUCAUUAUCCACAGCAAGGUGUCCGAUGAUCUCCUGGCCAAGCCGGUUAUCAUCCCCGUCCAAAUCAUUCACACAGGCUUUCACAACGCUUUCAGCUGCACCUUCCACAACCGACUACCACACGUCUACGCCGGUGGCGAGUGCGGAGCCAUUCGGCAGUUUGUUCCGUGGCACUAG